Messenger RNA from Lactuca virosa, 1203 nucleotides. NCBI's taxonomy places the organism in Eukaryota, Viridiplantae, Streptophyta, Magnoliopsida, Asterales, Asteraceae. The record is from the annotation of a GenBank genome assembly.
AUGUUGUUUCAUCGCCACGCUAUUUCUUCUCAUCUCAACGCAUCUAGAAGCUCGACUGCAGUUAGGGUUUGGAUUCAAUUUACAGCUUCAAUUUCGAGUCUCAAAGUAGUUUGGCGUAGAGACCAAAAGCUAGACCAAGCAAUCGAGAACGAUAAAGCGUGGAGGCAAUGUGCAAAAGUUGUUAAAGAGGUGUUAAACGAACCUGGUAAAGUAAUCCCUCUUCGAUAUUUGGAGAAACGUCGUGAACGAUUACGACUUCCAGUCAAGAUCCGAACUUUUUUAUCCCGAAAUCCAGGUCUUUUCGAUGUCUAUUAUGAUCGAAUCAAACCCAAGACUGAACCUGUCAAGUUUUUAAGGUUUAGUGAUGCGCUCCAACGCGUUUUAGAUGAGGAGGAAAUGAUUUAUCUUGAAAACGAACCGUUACUUGUUGCUAAGUUGUGUAAAUUAUUGAUGAUGUCCAAAGACAAUGUAGUUAACGCAGAUAAAUUGCUUCACGUGAAGAGGGAAUUUGGUUUUCCUAAUGAUUUUUUGGUGAAUUUGGUUCCGAAAUAUCCAGAGUAUUUCAAAUUAAACGGAAGUCCAGGAGAAGGAAAUUCAUAUUUGGAAUUGAUUACUUGGAACCCUAAUUUUGCAAAAUCAGUGAUAGAACAAAGGGCCGAUGAUGAAUCAGAGUCAACAGGCAUAAAAAUCCGACCAUCUUUCAAUUGGAAGCUCCCAUCAGGUUUUCUAAUCAGGAAAGAAAUGAGAGAAUGGAUUAGAGACUGGAUGGAACUUCCAUACAUAUCACCAUAUGACGAUGCAUCAGAUUUAGAUCAAGCAUCUCAAGAAAUGGAGAAGAGAACAGUGGGUGUUUUUCACGAAUUACUCUCAUUGUCAUUAUACAAAAGAAUCCCAGUACCAAUAUUAGGCAAAUUUACAGAAGAAUAUAGAUUUUCAAACUCAUUCUCAAGUGUAUUCACAAGGCAUUCAGGAAUCUUUUACAUGUCACUGAAAGGUGGGAUUAAAACAGCAAUGUUGAGAGAAGCUUAUAAGGGAGAUGAGUUAAUUGACAGAGACCCAUUACUAGAAAUCAAUGAUAAUUUCAUUUUGUUAUUGGCUGAAGGACAUAAACAGAGGAUAGAAAAACUAAAUCUUCAGAAACAAGCAGUUGAAAACAAUACUACACCAAACACAGGCUUCCCAAAUGUCAUGCAUAUGGAAUGA